AUGGGGCGUAAGAAGCGAAACGUCGCUACUCGCUCCAAGGCGGCGACACCUGCUGAUAAUCCUCACCAGCUGCAGCUUUCCGUCGGUACUAAUGACCACGAUGGUGAUGGUGAUGUUAGCUCACUCACUACGGAACACAAAUUGAGUGUGAAAUCGUCGAUUGUUCAUGAGAUACAGCCGAACCUAGAAAACGAAGUCUCGUUAGCGAUUGAAUCAGAUGGUUACUCUGCUGUGAAAGUCGAGUGCGAGAAAGCUCUAAAUGCGCUUCGACGUGGGAAUCAUACGAAAGCCCUGAGGUUGAUGAAGGAGAUGUGUGCGAAACAUGAGAACAAGGCUUACUCGGCGUUGAUUCAUCGAGUUCAAGGGACUGUCUGUGUUAAAGUUGCUUCCAUUAUAGAUGAUCCCAAUGCUAAGCAGCGGCAUUUGAAAAACGCAAUCGAGUCCGCUAAGAAGGCAGUGAUACUAUCACCAAAUUCCGCAGAGUUUGCACAUUUUUAUGCAAAUCUGCUGUAUGAAACAGCUAAUGACGGAAAGGAUUACGAGGACUCGGUGCAUGAGUGUGAGCGUGCUUUAUCUAUCAAGAAUCCAAUAGAUCCUGGGAAGGAGAGCUUGCAGGAUGAGAGCCAGCAGAAGAUCUCCUCAGCAGAUGCAAGGAUCGGGCAUGUCCAGAAUGAGCUUCGUGCAUUACUUCAGAAGGCCAAUCUUGGUACUAUUUCAAGUUGGAUGAAGAAUCUAGGGAAUGGGGAGGAGAAAUUUAGGAUUAUUCCUAUCAGGAGGGCUCCCGAUGACCCCAUGGAUGUAAGAGUAGUUCAAGCCAGAAGACCAAAUGACAUCAAGAAAGCAAGUAAGACAGAUGAAGAACGAAAGAAGGAGAUUGAGGUUAAAGUGGCUGCAGCAAGGCUGUUGCAGCAGAAACAGGAGUUGUCCCUAACCCAAACAGAAGGGGAUAAAGCUUCAGAACCUUCUUCAGGGCCUGGUCAACGAAUUGAACGUAGGAAGAACGGAAAGGUGAGGAAGAAUGCAUCUAAUGCUGAGAGAAAAGAAUCUAUUCUCCCUUUUUGGAAGUCCAUGAGUGUGGAUUUGAAAAAAAAUCUGUUUAAGAUAAAGAUAUCGGAUAUCAAGGCCCAUUUUAGAUCACUAAAAGAUGGGUUGGCAUAUGAAAUCAUUUCUGAAGCUUUAUCCUUUGGUGUGAGUAAUAAUGAUUGGAAAUUUUGGAUGUGUUGUCGAUGCAGUGAGAAAUUUUCAGAUCCUGAGUCACACAAACAGCACAUUAUACACGACCAUGUGGACAGUUUACCCCCAAAAUUACAGGCAGUGUUGCCUCCCAAUGUUGAUAGUGAAUGGUCAGAAAUGCUUCUUACCUUUCCUUGGAAACCAUUAGAUGUGAAUGCUUCAGUCAGAAUGAUUGAAUUGCAACCAAAUUUUGACUGUGUCCCAAUAGAAUGGGAUGAAGAUGAAGUUCACAAGGGAGAUUUCAACCCUAACAGUUGGCCUUCAUCUAAUGACAUCGAGCGAACAAAGCUUCUUGAAAAAAUAAAAUCUUUAUUCCAUUUGCUUAUCAAACAUAAAUGCCUUGCAGCUAGUCAUCUUACUAAAGUUAUACAGUUUGCAAUUGAAGAGUUACACCCUCAGCUUCUUAACUGCAAUGUGGAGCAAUCACCCAUUUGUAUAUGCUUCCUUGGAGCUAUAGAGCUUAAAAAAGUGCUUGUAUUUCUUCAAGAACUUUCUAAUUCAUGUGGGGUAGGUAGGUAUUCAGAGAAAGGUAAUGCCAUGGAAGAGUUACACUUGCAGAGUGUCACACAAGGAAUUGGAAUGGCUGAAAGAAUAGUUUUCAAUGAAGACAGUUCAACUCUCUUGUUGGAUGAGAACAGGUUAUCACAUUAUGAUGAUGAUGAUGAUGAUGAUGAUGAUGACGAUGAUGAUUCUUUUUUGUCCUGGAUAUUUUCGGGUCCCACAAGUCGCGAACAGUUGACACAUUGGACACGAGGUAGAGAGGAGAAGGUGAAUCAAGGAACAGAGAUUGUACAGAUGCUUGGUAAGGAAUUGUCCCAUUUGCAAAGCUUAUGUGAUAGAAAGUUAGAGCAUAUAAACUAUGAAGAAUCAUUACAGUUAGUUGAAGAUCUUUGCCUACAAGAAGGCAAGAGAAGAGAGAAUCCUACAGAAUUUGUUUGUCAAAGUUACGAGUCUGUAUUGAGGAAACGAAAAGACGAGCUUGUUGACCAUGACAAUGAAGUCAACUGUGUUAACAGAUUUGAAGUAGAAGCCUUGACUAACAUUCUAAAAGAAGCAGAAUCUUUGAAUGUUUAUGGUGGUUUUAAUGUGAGUAUGAGUUCUCAUGUAUAUGACUUGGAAUCCGGUGAAGAUAAUUGGAGGGUGAAUGACUAUCUCCAUCAGUUAGAUUCUUGCAUAGAAGUUGCAAUCCAGAAACAAAAAGAACAGCUGUCUGUCGAGCUUAGCAAAAUCGAUGCAAGAAUCAUGCGAAAUGUGAGUGGAAUGCAGCAGCUGGAAGCAAAGUUAGGUCCUUUAUGUGGUCAUGAUUUUGGACUCAUAGUUGUGCCUCUUGUAAAGUCAUAUUUACGGGCACAUAUAGAGAAUUUAGCAGAAAAAGAUGCAACAGAGAAGUCGGAUGCUGCUAGAGAAGCUUUCUUGGCUGAACUUGCUUUAGAUUCUAAAAAGGGGACAAAGCAAAUUAAUAAAAGAAAGAACAAGGAAUACAGAAAGAUGAAGGAUGCAAAGGCUACAAGCACUUGUGACAGUGAAAGUGUUGAUGAAGAUGGUGUUGAUAUGAAUAAACAUGAAGAUGAAGCUAUGAGAAGAAAAAUUGAGCUUGAAGCUGAAGAAAGGAAGCUUGAAGAAACAUUGGAAUAUCAAAGAAGAAUUGAAGAUGAAGCUAAACAAAAACAUCUUGCAGAACAACAACAUAAAAGUAACUCAAGAGUACAAGUUUUUGAUGUUUUCAAGAAUCAAACAAAUGGACAUGUGGAAGAUGGUUCUAGAAAGACUAAAGCAGAAGAUGAUGAUGAAAAAAGAUUCCAAGCUGACCUGUCAAAAGCCGUCCGCCAAAGCCUUGAUGUGUUUCAUUCACACUAUGAAGGUGGAGAAGAAGACUCGUGUGUGACAUCUAUUGAAGUUGUUGAAGACAAUGUAUAUGGUACAGGCUUGAAGAAUGAAGUUGGUGAAUACAACUGCUUUUUAAAUGUUAUUAUACAGUCUUUAUGGCAUUUGAGACGUUUUCGCGAGGAGUUUUUGAGCACGUCCACGUCAGCACAUGUCCAUGUUGGCGAUCCGUGUGUGACAUGCGCAUUACAUGACAUAUUUAAAGCUUUAAACACAGCUUCUACAGAGUCAAAAUCUCAAGCUGUUGCUCCUACUGCUCUCAGAAUCGCUCUCAGCAACUUGUAUCCACACAGUAGUUUUUUUCAAGAGGCACAAAUGAAUGAUGCUUCUGAAGUAUUGGGAGUGAUAUUCGACUGUUUACAUCAAUCGUUCAUAUCAUCUGGUUCUAGUGUUAUUUCUGAUAUUGAGGAAAAGGAAAACAGUGGAAUGGGAAUGGGGGAAUGGGAGUGUGAAAAUAAGGGAAGGUGUACAGCACAUUCACUUUUUGGAAUGGAUAUUUUUGAAAGGAUGAAUUGUUAUAAUUGUGGAUUGGAAACAAGACGUUUGAAAUACACCUCUUUCUUCCAUCAGAUCAAUGCCAAUUCCCUUCGCACCAUGAAGGUUAUGUGUCCAGAGAGCUGUUUGGAUGAGCUGUUGAAUCUUGUUGAAAUGAAUCACCAAUUAGGUUGUGAUCCUGAGGAUGGUGGCUGUGGGAAGCUUAACUACAUUCAUCAUAUUCUUUCUACUCCUCCUCACAUUUUCACAACAGUGCUUGGAUGGCAGAAUACUUGUGAAAGUGUUGAAGAUAUAAAGGGGACAUUGGCAGCCUUAUCCACAGAAAUUGAUUUAAGUGUUCUUUAUCGUGGCCUUGACCCCAACAACAGGCGCAUCCUUGUAUCAGUGGUAUGCUAUUAUGGGCAACAUUAUCAUUGUUUUGCAUACAGCCAUGCUCAUCAACGAUGGGUCAUGUAUGAUGACAAAACUGUCAAGGUAAUUGGAAGAUGGGAGGAUGUGGUUUCAAUGUGUGAAAAAGGGCAUUUGCAACCUCAGGUUCUCUUUUAUGAAGCCGUAAAUUAGUUUCUUUUUUUUAUAUAUAAUAUAUAAUAUAUAAUAUAGUUGCGGAAGCUGUGUAUGAUUAUUAUUAUAUAUAUAUAUAUAUAAGGAAAUUUUGUCCUAGAGUUGGUAAUUUUUGUUUCGAGGUAAAUUAGUCUAGUCUUACUCUUCUAGUUCUAGUUCUAUGAGUGUAUGACCUUUGUAUUUUUGGGUUAUAAUUACAUUACAUUACAUUUGCCCUAUAAAUAAAAAACCCCCAAAACUGGAAAAUGGGC
Messenger RNA from Lactuca virosa, 4424 nucleotides. Lineage: Eukaryota; Viridiplantae; Streptophyta; Magnoliopsida; Asterales; Asteraceae. The record is from the annotation of a GenBank genome assembly.